AUGUAUAAAAUGGAAUAUUCUUACCUCAAUUCCUCUGCCUACGAGUCCUGUAUGGCCGGGAUGGACACCUCGAGCCUGGCUUCAGCUUACGCAGACUUCAGUUCCUGCAGCCAGGCCAGUGGCUUCCAGUAUAACCCGAUAAGGACCACUUUUGGGGCCACGUCCGGCUGCCCGUCCCUCACGCCGGGAUCCUGCAGCCUCGGCACCCUCAGAGACCACCAGAGCAGUCCGUACGCCGCAGUUCCAUACAAACUCUUCACCGACCACGGUGGUCUCAAUGAGAAACGCAAGCAGCGGCGCAUCCGCACCACUUUCACAAGCGCACAGCUCAAAGAGCUGGAGAGGGUCUUUGCCGAGACGCACUACCCUGACAUCUACACCCGGGAGGAGCUAGCGCUGAAGAUAGACCUCACCGAGGCAAGAGUCCAGGUGUGGUUCCAGAAC
Messenger RNA from Cricetulus griseus (Chinese hamster), 444 nucleotides. NCBI's taxonomy places the organism in Eukaryota, Metazoa, Chordata, Mammalia, Rodentia, Cricetidae. The record is from RefSeq and is a predicted model, not a curated record.